Chanos chanos (milkfish) is the source of this 1629-nucleotide messenger RNA. RefSeq names its product potassium voltage-gated channel, subfamily G, member 4a (gene kcng4a). Gene Ontology annotation, molecular function: delayed rectifier potassium channel activity. Gene Ontology annotation, biological process: potassium ion transmembrane transport; protein homooligomerization; action potential. The transcript has 2 exons. The record is from RefSeq and is a predicted model, not a curated record. Gene Ontology annotation, cellular component: membrane; voltage-gated potassium channel complex. NCBI's taxonomy places the organism in Eukaryota, Metazoa, Chordata, Actinopteri, Gonorynchiformes, Chanidae. Bases 1 to 1629 code for a protein of 542 amino acids.
AUGCCCAUCAUCAGCAAUGCCAACCAUGACUUCAGUAACCUGUCGGUCAGCGACGACAGCAGCCUGGACCGGAUCUUCACCGAGAUCCCCGAAACCGAGACCAUCAAGGGGGUCUACUACCAGCGUGCUCAUUUCCUCCGCCAGCCAGAGGACCCGCUGUCCGUGGACCACGGCCUCCAGGCGCUCAUCAACGUUGGGGGGAACCGCUACGCCUUCCCCUGGAGCACGCUGGAGCAGUUUCCGCUGACGCGGCUGGGCCAGCUCCGCCGCUGCAGCAGCCCGGAGGAAAUCGCGCGUCUGUGCGACGACUACGACGAGGCCAGGCGGGAGUUUUUCUUCGACCGCAGUCCCAGCGCGUUCCGGGUCAUCCUGAACUUCCUAGCGGCGGGAAAACUGCGUCUGCUGCGGGAGAUGUGCGUUCUCUCUCUGCACGAGGAGUUGGCGUACUGGGGCGUGGAGAUGGCGUACAUGGAGAGGUGCUGCAAGCGGAAGAUGUAUACGCGCUUGGAGGAGGUGGCUGAGCUGGAGAGGCGCGAGGAAGAGAGGAGGCAGCAUAACGCUCAGCAACGCCCCCCGGUGGAGGAGACGCGCUAUCGCAAGUUCAUGAACAGCCUAAGGGACAUGGUGGAGAAUCCCCAGUCAGGACUGCCGGGGAAGAUGUUCGCCUGCCUGUCGGUGCUGAUGGUGGCAGUUACAGUGAUCAGCCUGUGUAUCAGCACCAUGCCUGACCUCAGAGAAGAAGAAAACAGGGGCGAGUGUUCUCAGAAGUGUCACCACAUGUUCAUCGUGGAGACAGUGUGUGUGGCCUGGUUCUCCCUGGAGUUCCUGCUGAGGUUUAUUCAGGCUCGCAGCAAACUGGAGUUUGUCCGCGGUCCUCUGAACAUCAUCGACGCGAUGGCCAUCCUGCCCUACUACAUCUCCCUGGUCGUGGACGAGGACAAGGACCCGUCUGCGGAAAACGAGCGGCCAGCGGGGGGAAGGGGUUACCUGGACAAACUGGGUCUGGUGCUCAGAAUCCUCCGCGCUUUACGGAUCCUGUACGUGAUGCGGUUGGCGCGUCAUUCGCUGGGUUUGCAGACCCUGGGGCUGACGGUGAGACGGAGCACGCGGGAGUUCGGCUUGCUCCUCCUCUUCCUCUGCGUGGCCGUCACUCUUUUCUCCCCGUUGGUCCAUCUGGCCGAGAGCGAGCUGACCGGGGCCCAGGACUUCAGCAGCAUUCCUGCUUCCUAUUGGUGGGCCAUCAUCUCCAUGACAACCGUGGGCUACGGCGACAUGGUCCCGCGCAGCAUUCCGGGCCAGGUGGUGGCGCUCAGCAGCAUCCUGAGCGGAAUUCUCAUCAUGGCGUUCCCGGCCACCUCCAUCUUCCACAUGUUCUCACGUUCCUACCAGGAGCUGAAGCAGGAGCAGGAUCGACUCUUCAAGGAGGAAUGCGCCGCGGCUGCCGCCGCUGCCGCCGUCGGGUCCGGGGAGGGAGAGGAAGGUUCCGGAGGGGUGGAUUACCCUCCCCCGGGACUGGCCCUGUGCCCGGACACGGAAAUGCCCGGCUCCACGGAAGCCCUCUCUCUGCUUGGAAACGCAGGAGAAUCCUCAGGGAAUAACAAACACGGUCUACCAGCCGGAGCCUUCUAG